Messenger RNA from Myxocyprinus asiaticus (Chinese sucker), 1392 nucleotides. RefSeq names its product claudin-4-like. The transcript has 2 exons. Gene Ontology annotation, cellular component: bicellular tight junction; plasma membrane. The record is from RefSeq and is a predicted model, not a curated record. Bases 505 to 1155 code for a protein of 216 amino acids. NCBI's taxonomy places the organism in Eukaryota, Metazoa, Chordata, Actinopteri, Cypriniformes, Catostomidae. Gene Ontology annotation, biological process: cell adhesion; bicellular tight junction assembly. Gene Ontology annotation, molecular function: structural molecule activity.
GCGCGAGGGCGAGAGAACAGCGAGUUAUUGUAUUGGUACACCAGGCACUGGGAGACACACUCAGACACGUUAACGCAUUCACACACUGACACGAGCGUGUGCAUGUGCCCACCGCUGCACAGACCAGAGCUGGCAUCCCAGAGGGUAGCACUUUACCUGUUCUUACCUCUCAGACUUACAGCCCAAGUGACGUUCACCCUCUCCAUUACUCCAGAGUUCUUAAUCUGUAGGUUUCACCUCCAUUGCAGCAACAUUUAGGGCAUUUUGGGUGAAGCGCUGUGUCCAGAUUGAAGAUACCCAACACAGAGUGGAGGACUAGCUGAUGAGAAACUGUGGAACAAGCUGAACUUCAGUAUCAUCAAUCAGGUCCACUUCACAGUUUACAUUCGGCUUUCUUUUUGUGGAGCACAUUUAGAACAAAAGGAAAAGGACUACUUGCUGACGUUUAAGUGUGUCAAAGGUUUCUAUCUCUUGGACUCUUCCCAGUGAUCAUUCUUGGAAAAGAUGGCAACAACUGGCAUGCAACUGCUAGGCUUGGUCCUGUCCAUCAUUGGCUGGGUGGGUGGGUUCCUGGUGUGUAUCCUGCCCAUGUGGAGGGUCACCGCCUUUAUCGGGAACAACAUCGUCACUGCGCAGAUCACAUGGGAGGGCCUGUGGAUGAAUUGUAUCUGGCAGAGCACAGGGGAAAUUCAAUGCAAGGUGUACGACAGCUUGUUGGCUCUUCCAAGUGACAUGAAGGCUGCCCGUGGUCUUACCGUGCUGGCUUUGAUUAUCUGCACCCUGUCACUUACACUCGGCGUUUUGGGUAUCAAGUGCACCGAGUGUGUGGGCCACCAAAGCCUCAAGGCACGCUUGGCCCGAGUGUCGGGUGUGCUCUUUGUCAUUGCGGGGUUCCUCAUCCUUGUGCCUGUCUGCUGGACGGCCCAUUCCAUCAUCAGGGAUUUUUAUGACCCGUAUGUGGCAGCCCCUCACAAACGUGAGCUUGGCCCUGCUCUCUACCUGGGCUGGGGUGGAUCGGCUCUGCUGUUGAUCGGUGGAUCGCUCCUCUAUACAGGGUCAAAUCCCGCCGGGAUUCCUUCCUCUCCCACGUUUAGCAGCGGGGAGAGCAGCCCACGCCGAGCGGGUGGACCUGCCCAAGUCAAAGGUUAUGUUUAAUGACCAACAGCAGCACAGCAUUCCCCGGAAGUUCUCUCUGCUAGUGUUUCCCAUUGUGAUAGUUUCAAGUUAAUUUUAAUGGAUUUUUUAUCAUUCAGAACAUUUCUUUGGUUAUGUGAUGGAGGUAGUGAAUAUAAAUGUGAAAUCAAGUUUCAUUUCCACCUCUAAUGUCCACUUAUAAGUCUGUCUUUCUCUGUAUUUGUCCAUUAUUUCAUAAAAUAAUAAAACACUUAAAUC